This is a messenger RNA of Chionomys nivalis (European snow vole), 468 nucleotides long. It is a transcript of the gene Sem1, whose product is annotated as SEM1 26S proteasome subunit. Gene Ontology annotation, biological process: mRNA export from nucleus; proteasome assembly; double-strand break repair via homologous recombination. The transcript has 3 exons. The record is from RefSeq and is a predicted model, not a curated record. NCBI's taxonomy places the organism in Eukaryota, Metazoa, Chordata, Mammalia, Rodentia, Cricetidae. Bases 114 to 326 code for a protein of 70 amino acids. Gene Ontology annotation, cellular component: proteasome regulatory particle, lid subcomplex; proteasome complex.
CUUCCUGGCUAGUCUCUAUGGUUGCGCCGGCGUGGGCCGUCUCGGCGCCUGGCGAGUACUGAGGCUCCCAACUUUGCGGCGGCUCUGAGCGCGGCGGAGCUCGGUGCGGCGCGAUGUCCGAGAAGAAGCAGCCUGUCGACCUGGGUCUCCUGGAAGAGGACGACGAGUUCGAGGAGUUUCCCGCGGAAGACUGGGCUGGCUUAGAUGAAGAUGAAGAUGCGCAUGUCUGGGAGGAUAAUUGGGAUGAUGACAAUGUGGAAGAUGACUUCUCCAAUCAGUUACGCGCUGAGCUCGAGAAGCACGGGUACAAGAUGGAAACGUCAUAGCAUCCAGGAAGCAAGAACCUCAACAUGGACUGUGGGCUAAAUUCUAGGACAAGGAGCAAGGAAGGGAUACUUUAAAGUUAUUUCAUUAUCUGCUUGGAUUUAUUUUUGUUUUAUAACAAAAUAAAUAAAUGUUUUGAUCUAA